Messenger RNA from Aphanomyces astaci, 576 nucleotides. RefSeq lists its product as hypothetical. The transcript is spliced from 4 exons. NCBI's taxonomy places the organism in Eukaryota, Oomycota, Saprolegniomycetes, Saprolegniales, Verrucalvaceae. The coding region runs from base 1 to 576 and encodes 191 amino acids. The record is from RefSeq and is a predicted model, not a curated record.
AUGGGCAAUCGCCGUCGAGAGCUUACAAGCGACAUGAAAGUCGAAGUCAUUCAACGCAUUCAGGCAUUUCUCCAUAGAGGAAAACCAGUCCGUGGCGCUUUCACAAAAACAGCUGCGGAGGUUGGCAUCACCCGCCAAACAGUUGCGUACGUCUGGCGCAAGUACUGCCUCACUGGAAGUGCAGCGUCCAAGUGGGCCCAAGACCACAGACUAACCAUGGGCACCCUCAGCCGUCAUCUGAAACGUGGAACGUUCGAACGCCGGUCAACUCGCAUCAAGCCGCUACUGACUGACAACAACAAGGCGCAACGUAAGUGGUUCAACACAGACAAGGACAGACGCAAGACUUACCUCGUGCCUGGCAAUGCUUUGUCCACGCUCUUGGAAGAGCAAGCGCUUGCUCCCGCUGCCCGCAACUCCCACGACCGUCAAGCUGGUACAAUGGUCAUCACGCCGGUCAACGUGAAUGCUGUCGUGUUUCGAGACUUCAUCAUUCACAAGGUCGUACAUGCAAUCCAAGUGCACACAAGCGCGUCGUACUUCAACACGACAAUACAAUGCCGCAUGGAUCCGUGA